AUGGAGAAAGAGAGUGUUUGUAAAGCUCAUGUUAUUGUGGUACCGUAUCAUGGACAGGGCCACAUUAAUCCAAUGGUGCAGUUUGCUAAAAGAUUGGCCUCUAAAGGAAUCAAAAUCACCAUAGCUACCACAGCAUCAACUGCCAAGACUAUGGAACGAACCUCUGAUCUAUUCUCAGUCGUGUCAAUGUAUGAUGACAUUACUGACGGUGGGGUGGCAGGACCUGGAGGAUUUAAAGGCUUUCUUGACAGGUUUGAAGCCAGUGGCUUGAAAAAGUUGACUGAAAUUGUUGUGAAACAUGAAAAUACUGAUCACCCCAUCAAGUGUCUCGUGCAUGAUGCUGAUAUGAUGUGGGCUUCAAGUGUUGCGACCGAGCUAGGCAUUGCAAGGGCUGCCUUCUUUACUCAAUCAUGUGCAGCCAUUGGGAAGCGAAUCAGCCAGCGGAUUUCCUAUCCAAUUUUGGAAGAUUUCGCUCCCCACUUGCCAUCACUUGGUUCUGAUACAGGACAUUAUCCUCCAUUGAUUAUGCACAUAUUACGCCAAUUUGAUAAUCUUGAUAAGGCAGAUUGGGUCCUCUUUUACUCCUUUAAUGCGUUGGAAGAAGAGGUUGUCAGAUGGCUGUCAAAAUUCUGGCGCGCGAGAACCAUUGGCCUAAUAGUGCCAUCUGUUUAUCUUGAUAAACGAGUGGAAAGUGCCCGUGAUUAUGUGUUUAAUAUUCAUAAGCCAAGCACCGGCACCUGUCUGGACUGGCUCAACAAACAGAAGAAUGGUUCGAUUGUGUAUGUGUCGUACGGCAGUGUAACGAGCUUAAGUGUAGAACAGAUUGCAGAGAUAGCUGAGGCCCUUGAGCAUGGCAACAAUAACUUUCUCUGGGUGGUAAACUCCCAAGCAAUUUCAAAGAGGAAACAUCAGAUAAGGGAAUUGUAG
Messenger RNA from Coffea eugenioides, 927 nucleotides. RefSeq names its product flavonol 7-O-beta-glucosyltransferase UGT74F1-like. The record is from RefSeq and is a predicted model, not a curated record. Gene Ontology annotation, molecular function: UDP-glycosyltransferase activity. Bases 1 to 927 code for a protein of 308 amino acids. Lineage: Eukaryota; Viridiplantae; Streptophyta; Magnoliopsida; Gentianales; Rubiaceae. The transcript has 4 exons.